Magnolia sinica is the source of this 1860-nucleotide messenger RNA. RefSeq names its product pectinesterase/pectinesterase inhibitor PPE8B-like. The record is from RefSeq and is a predicted model, not a curated record. Gene Ontology annotation, biological process: cell wall modification. The transcript is spliced from 2 exons. NCBI's taxonomy places the organism in Eukaryota, Viridiplantae, Streptophyta, Magnoliopsida, Magnoliales, Magnoliaceae. The coding region runs from base 69 to 1595 and encodes 508 amino acids. Gene Ontology annotation, molecular function: pectinesterase inhibitor activity; pectinesterase activity.
ACUGAAGCGAAGCUCCGCAUCUCCGACGCCAACCACCCCUCCCACUCAUCUAACGUCGUUAAUACCGGAUGGCUAUCCAUCUAAAUCGUUCACUCUUCGCCGUUAUCUCCCUAACGCUAUUCCUCCUCUCCCUGCCUUCCCCGUCUCACGCCGUCCCGACGGAGUUCCUCUCCGUCCCCUCCUCCGUCUUCUCCACAGCCGUUAAAACGGCGAUUGACCAGGUCGGCCAGACGCUCUCCCUCCUCUCGCAGUUCGCCAGCAACUUCGGUGACUCCCGCCUCUCCCACGCCGUCGACGAUUGCGUCGACCUCCUCGACUUCUCCAACGACGAGCUGACUUGGACCCUCUCGGACGCCGAUGGCGGAUCUAACGGCAAGGGUAACGGCACUGGCAACAGCGCCGCCGAUCUAAAGACCUGGCUCAGCGCCGCGCUCGGGAACCAGGACACGUGUCUCGAUGGCUUCGACGGCACUGACGGCAACGUCAAGUCCCUCGUCGCCGGCAGCCUCCAGACGUUGACGGGCACGGUCUCCGAACUGCUGGGGAUGGUCCGGCAGGGGCCUUCCAGAGGCUCUUCCGGUGGGCCCCCUCCGUGGAUCAAGCCCGGCGAGAGGCGACUGCUACAGGCUCCGUUAAGCGGGGUGACCCCGGACGUGACGGUGGCUGCUGACGGGAGUGGGGAUUUCACGUCCGUUAAGGAUGCCGUUAUUGCGGCGCCAGAUUAUAACAUGCGCCGGUAUGUGAUAUAUAUCAAGAGAGGGGUGUAUAGGGAGAAUGUGGAGAUUAAGAAGAAGAAGUGGAAUCUAAUGAUGGUUGGAGAUGGUAUGGGCAUUACCGUAAUUUCCUCUAACCGGAAUUUCGUCGAUGGUUGGACGACGUUCCGGUCCGCCACUUUCGCUGUUUCUGGCCGUGGAUUCAUAGCCCGAGAUAUGACAUUCGAGAACACGGCCGGCCCAGAGAAGCACCAGGCGGUCGCACUCCGCUCCGACUCAGACCUCUCUGCUUUCUAUCGGUGCGGCAUCCAUGGAUACCAAGACACUCUCUACGCUCACUCCCUCCGCCAAUUCUACCGUGAAUGCUCUAUCACCGGCACCGUCGAUUUCAUCUUUGGGAACGGAGCCGUCGUCUUUCAGAACUGCCUGAUCAGGGCCCGCAAGCCGCUACCGAACCAAAAGAACACCAUAACAGCUCAAGGCCGGAAAGACCCAAAUCAGAAUACAGGCUUUUCAAUCCAAUACUGCAAUGUUAGCGCAGAUGCCGAUCUCCUAACGUCGCAGAAUUCGACUCUGACAUACCUCGGUCGGCCAUGGAAGGAGUAUUCACGUACCGUUUUCAUGCAAUCUUAUUUUGGUGGUGUGAUAAGGCCUGAAGGGUGGUUAGAGUGGAAUGGGGACUUUGCAUUGAAUACCCUCUACUAUGGUGAGUAUAUGAAUUUUGGGCCUGGGUCGAGUCUGGGCAGCCGAGUCAAGUGGCCUGGUUUUCAUCAGAUGAACGAGUCGACUCAGGCGAGCAAUUAUACAGUCUCACAGUUCAUUGAUGGGAAUCUCUGGUUGCCGGCGACGGGUGUCAGAUACACUUCGGGUCUGAUGGUAUAGGUGUGUAAGAUUCGGGCAGGGUUGUGAGAGAGUAGUUAUAUGUAAAUCAUGGUUUUAAGACUCAUCUGAGUUGGGUGUGACUCGAACUCGGUGGGACCUGAUUGAGUUCGACAGCUGAGUCACACCUAACUCGAGAAAGUUGCGAGUUGACUCAAGGAUGAGCGAGUCGAUCCGAGUUGCUGAGUAUUUAAACCAUGAUGCAAAUACAUGAGCUGAUGGCAUGCAUGUGAGUUUGGUUGUAUCUUACAUUUUUAUUUUUUGUUUU